AUGGCGGUCGGCGUCUCCGCCGACAGCGAGUGCUACCUUGGCAGCAUCUUCCACUCGCUCGAGCACCUGCCGCAGUGGUAUCAAGUCAUCGCCUUACUCGGUAUCUUCUUUCUCUUCCCCCUUCGCGAGAUUGCGGUGAUCAGCUGGCUUGCGGCCUCUCUGCACAACUCCUUUGGUACAGAGAUGGUGUGGUCAGACGAAUAUCAGCGGCUUCUUGAGCAAAUGUCCUUCAACGAGCGACUCUGCUUCACACUCUACGGGGUCGCAUUGUCCGUUUUGGCAUUCGCAGCGUACAGCGUAUUUGGUCGCGACGCUAUCUACAUUGGUAUAGAGGAGUCUGGUCUCUCCGGGGGGCGCAAAUGGUGGCCGGUCGUCAUUGUCUGCGCGGUGCUCGGCUGUGAGGGAAUGGUAAUACUGAAAGAGGAGGUGGCUAGCACGCUUUCCGACACCACGUCACUUGCUUAUCUCGCCGUGGCGGGAUUUCAAGGCAUCGAGAAAGCAAAUUUUGAUCCCCGCUUGGCGAACAGCAAUAUUCACUUUAUUAUUCAGCUUGAAAUUCUGAAAGCACUUCUUGUAUCAUUCCUGGAGCGUGUGGUGCCGGCCGUUAUUCUCGCCUGUGGUUACCGUCUACUGCGCGAUGUUCCGCGAAAGGCCCAUGCAGCCCUUCGAUGGUAUAUUAUCACAGUCAUGCUGUCACGCUCGCUAAUUGCAUUAUAUGUCAUGUUUCGGAAUGAUGAAUGGGAGCGGCAGAGCUCGUGGAUUCUUUUUGCCUCAUCACUAUCGUUUUUGGGUGUGGUCAAUUACGUCUUUGGACCCUCUAAGCGUGGCGGGUGGACAGCGGCAACCUCUGUUGUCUCGUCAAUUCAUCAAACAAUUCAGGGUAUUGUCAAGUGUACUGCGAUUUUUUUUGUUAUUUACCUCUCGGUCCUGGCGAUAGUGGUGAGUGUUCACGUUGUGGAACUGCUUCUUAUUUGGCUCAUCUUCUUUUUGACAACGGUUUGGAUCCCGGCUAUCAUUGACUCCUGCUCGAUGGACUACGCCGUAUGCAUUGCGACUGCAAUCAGUUUUGUGGCUCGCCAAAUGGACUACCUAACGGAUUGGGGAUCUGUUCGGCUCUGGGGUCUCAUCUGCCUGUGUUGGCUUGACGUGUGCCUCUUUUACAAUUUAGCCACUAACGCAUGUCAAUCCCGCUACGGUGGGAUUGUCGCUGUCUCCAUGUUAAUGGCAGGGUUUUGGCGCAUCACAGGGCGAGGCGUGGGCACGGGUGACUUCGUCACAUUUCUUGAAACUAACGCGGCGGCAUUGCGAGAGAUUGUGGAGGAGGCACCGCCUCAAGGAGAUGAUACGUUAUCUGACCGCAAUGCAAUGAUGGCUUUAUUCACAUCACUGAUUCAGUAUGGGCUUGCUGUGGGAUUGUUUCUUAUUGCCUGUAUAGCUCUUAUGAGUGUUUGCGAGUCUCGGGAUGUUCGUGCGCGUCUACAUGGUUAUAAUAUUGUGAUUCUGACCCCUGGAGUGCUUUUUAGGAAGUUUGUAAAAACGUUCAUUUUCGGUGUCUGUUCCACGAUAUUCAUGGUGACGGGUUUGGCGCUUUAUCGUCUUCUGCCACAACUUGCAAUGUUCGCGCCAGAUUUCUUUACACUUGGUAUGGCUAUUGGUCUGGCAUGCACUAUACUUGGUGGCCUUAUGGAUAUGCAGGAGUUUCUCUACGUUGGGCUCAUGCGUCUGCUUGGUGUGAUGGAUCCACCUGCAGUAAAUGACGAAGAAAAGGAGAUUGAAAAGAGUUCAUUCAUUGGGUCGAGUCAAUCAUCUAUCACGAGACGCUAUGCCACAGGGCGCUAG
Trypanosoma grayi is the source of this 1839-nucleotide messenger RNA. RefSeq lists its product as hypothetical. The transcript has a single exon. The record is from RefSeq and is a predicted model, not a curated record. Bases 1 to 1839 code for a protein of 612 amino acids. Lineage: Eukaryota; Euglenozoa; Kinetoplastea; Trypanosomatida; Trypanosomatidae.